UGUGCCACCUUUCUGAUUAGGGCUAGCCGAGGAACUCUUCGGGGCCAUGGCGUCCAAUUCCACCAAGUCCUUCUUGGCAGACGCCGGUUAUGGCGAACAGGAGCUGGAUGCUAACUCUGCCCUGAUGGAACUGGACAAAGGUCUGAGAUCUGGCAAACUGGGUGAACAGUGUGAAGCAGUUGUUCGUUUUCCGAGGCUUUUCCAGAAGUAUCCCUUCCCUAUUCUCAUCAAUUCUGCCUUCCUCAAGCUAGCUGAUGUUUUCAGAGUCGGGAACAAUUUCCUGCGAUUGUGUGUCCUGAAAGUCACUCAGCAAAGCGAGAAGCAUCUGGAGAAGAUUCUGAAUGUGGAUGAGUUUGUGAAGAGAAUCUUCUCUGUGAUCCAUAGCAACGACCCUGUGGCCAGAGCCAUCACCCUCCGGAUGCUGGGCAGCCUGGCCUCCAUUAUCCCCGAGAGGAAGAAUGCGCACCACAGCAUCCGUCAGAGCCUGGACUCCCACGACAACGUGGAGGUGGAAGCUGCCGUGUUUGCCGCCUCCAACUUCUCAGCGCAGUCCAAGGAUUUUGCUGUAGGAAUCUGUAACAAAAUCAGUGAAAUGAUUCAAGGUUUAGCUACGCCAGUAGACCUGAAGCUGAAGUUGAUCCCCAUCCUGCAGCACAUGCACCAUGAUGCGAUCCUGGCUUCUAGUGCCCGUCAGCUUCUGCAGCAGCUGGUGACCUCCUAUCCCUCCACCAAAAUGGUGAUUGUUUCUUUGCAUACUUUUACCCUGCUUGCUGCCUCGUCUUUGGUUGACACGCCUAAGCAGAUUCAGCUUCUGUUGCAGUAUUUGGAGAAUGACCCCAGGAAAGCAGUUAAGAGACUUGCUAUCCAAGACCUGAAACUACUUGCCAAUAAAACGCCACAUACUUGGAGCAGGGAGAACAUUCAGGCGCUCUGCGAGUGUGCUCUGCAGACUCCUUACGACAGCCUCAAGCUGGGGAUGGUGUCGGUCCUUUCCACCCUCUCGGGGACCAUUGCCAUCAAACAUUACUUCAGCGCCACGCCCGGAAAUGUAGGUUCUUCGCCCAGGUCCUCUGAUUUAGUCAAAUUAUCCCAGGAGUGCUGUUACCAUACCAACAGAGGCAUUGCAGCCCAUGGAGUCAGAGUCCUGACUAAUAUAACUGUCUCUUGUCAAGAAAAGGAUCUUUUGGCGCUGGAACAAGAUGCCGUCUUUGGGCUGGAAUCCCUUCUGGUUCUGUGUAGUCAAGAUGAUAGUCCAGGUGCCCAAGCUACCUUAAAGAUUGCUUUGAACUGUAUGGUGAAGUUGGCCAAGGGCAGGCCCCAUCUCAGCCAGUCUGUGGUCGAGACACUGUUGACUCAGUUGCACAGUGCUCAGGAUGCAGCCCGAAUCCUGAUGUGCCAUUGCCUGGCAGCCAUUGCCAUGCAGCUGCCGGUGCUGGGUGACGGCAUGCUUGGGGACCUCAUGGAGCUCUACAAGGUGAUCGGACGGUCAGCCACAGAUAAGCAGCAAGAACUUCUGGUGAGUUUGGCCACUGUAAUCUUUGUAGCCAGUCAGAAAGCUUUGUCUGCCGAGGUAAAGGCAAUAAUUAAGCAGCAGCUUGAAAGCGUCUCCAAUGGCUGGACUGUCUACCGGAUUGCCAGACAGGCUUCCCGAAUGGGCAAUCACGACAUGGCCAGGGAGCUUUAUCAGAGCUUGCUGACUCAGGUGGCCUCAGAACACUUCUACUUCUGGCUGAAUAGUUUGAAGGAGUUCUCACAUGCAGAACAGUGUCUCACCGGCUUGCAAGAGGAGAAUUAUAGCUCAGCACUUUCUUGCAUUGCUGAGUCUUUAAAAUUCUACCACAAAGGAAUUGCAUCCUUAACUGCUGCUAGCACACCACUGAAUCCUCUCAGUUUUCAGUGUGAAUUUGUAAAACUCAGGAUUGACCUUCUGCAAGCCUUCUCUCAACUCAUCUGUACUUGCAAUAGCCUGAAGACAAGUCCUCCACCUGCCAUCGCCACGACAAUUGCCAUGACCUUAGGAAAUGACCUUCAGAGGUGUGGUCGCAUCUCCAAUCAGAUGAAGCAGUCCAUGGAAGAGUUCCGAAGCCUUGCCGCCCGGUAUGGGGAUCUGUAUCAGGCAUCUUUUGAUGCUGACUCAGCAACUUUGCGGAAUGUGGAACUACAGCAACAGAGCUGUUUGCUGAUAUCUCAUGCGAUUGAAGCCCUGAUUUUGGAUCCAGAAUCAGCAAGUUUCCAGGAAUAUGGAUCUACUGGAACAGCCCCUGCUGACAGUGAGUAUGAAAGAAGAAUGAUGUCUGUAUACAAUCACGUCUUGGAAGAGGUGGAGUCCCUCAGUCGGAAAUACACCCCUGUUUCUUACAUGCACACAGCAUGCCUCUGCAAUGCCAUCAUUGCUUUGCUGAAAGUUCCCCUUGCAUUUCAGAGAUAUUUCUUCCAGAAACUGCAAUCUACCAGCAUCAAGCUUGCUCUGUCGCCAUCCCCUCGGAACCCUGCGGAGCCCAUCGCUGUGCAUAACAACCAGCAGCUGGCACUGAAGGUGGAGGGCGUAGUUCAGCACGGAUCUAAACCAGGGCUCUUCCGCAAGAUUCAGUCUGUCUGUCUGAAUGUUUCCUCCACAUUGCAGAGCAAAUCUGGACAAGACUACAAGAUUCCCCUGGACAAUAUGACUAAUGAGAUGGAGCAGAGGGUUGAGCCCCAUAAUGAUUACUUCAGUACCCAGUUUCUGUUGAAUUUUGCUAUCCUUGGAACACACAAUAUUACAGUGGAGUCUUCCGUGAAAGAUGCCAAUGGGAUCGUAUGGAAGACUGGUCCCAGAACUACCAUAUUUGUCAAGUCCCUGGAAGACCCUUACUCCCAACAGAUUCGCCUACAGCAGCAGCAAGCCCAGCAGCCGCCACAGCAGCAACAGCAGCGAAAUGCCUACACACGGUUCUAACUGCAGCAAGUACAGGAUUUCCCAAGGCCUUGGUCAGCUUGGCAGAAGUAGUUUGCUUUUUCAUGUGGGUUAAGUAUAAAAGUUGUAAUGUAGAGUCCGUUUAUUUGUCGAUUUCUAUAAUGUAUUAUUCUGGAAAAAUACUUUUUCUUAAAAAUUUAGUUAAGAAAUAAUUGGAUUUUUGGGCCAGAAGGAUUUCCCCUCCCCUGCUUGUUCCUUGUUAAGCCAAGUCUUGUAUCUCCUAUCUAAUGUUUGCAUUAUUUGGUUACAGAUUUUUUUUUUCGUUGCCACACCUUUUUUUUUUUUUAACUCUUUCAAGAAUAGUGAGAUAUUUAAGUCCCUAUGUUGGAAAAUCGCCUGCUUCUCUUUUGAAAUACGUCAUUUAUUGCCUGGCACACACCUGGAAUCCUGAGGUGGGCACUGAGCUCUUUUCUCGUCUCCACAGCCUCCAGCAUACCAAACCUGGCAGGGCUGAAACAUCCAGUGUGUUAUUUCAGUCUCUUAGCUAUCUCUUCCUCUGCUAAAGCAAUCUUAAUUUAUUGUUUUAGUAUGUAAUUGAUCCCAAAAGCAGCUAAGAAUUAACAUUGAAAAACAGAAAAUUAAUAAUUUGUUGGGUUCUCUUGAUGUGUGGUUGUGACUGUGUACAAUACACAGUAACUGUAUUAUUUCUAAAAGUGAAAACAAAUCACUCAAUAGCUUAAUGUAAAUCAGAUGGAGCGGACCUCUGGUUUGAUGGGUUUGGGGUCUACCUGCUGAGUUAAGGUAGUGCUAGACUUGGUUAUCUGGGAAGAGCGGUCUCCUUGUAAUACAACCUCAGUUAGUUGGUUAGGAUGCUCAGGGAACAGAGUUUUCUGGUAAGCCAGAAAGCCCCUUUUUUUCUGUUUCAGUACUGGUUGAGAACUAUUCUAAAUGAUCAUAAUACAUUUUCUCAUUUGAACAUGGGAUAUUAGAUAGAACUUGGCUCUUUUUUGAUCUGGGACCAUGGUUUGUAAACACCAGGGAUCACAGGAUGACACCUGUCAACAGCCGAGGCCACUGAGCAGGAUGUGCUGCUCGAGAGGCUGGCCUGUUCCCUGAAACGCCCCUUUCUCAAUAAAUCUUCCCAUCCCUCUG
Ochotona princeps (American pika) is the source of this 4045-nucleotide messenger RNA. RefSeq names its product integrator complex subunit 7 (gene INTS7). Lineage: Eukaryota; Metazoa; Chordata; Mammalia; Lagomorpha; Ochotonidae. Bases 47 to 2935 code for a protein of 962 amino acids. Gene Ontology annotation, biological process: snRNA 3'-end processing. The transcript is spliced from 20 exons. Gene Ontology annotation, cellular component: integrator complex. The record is from RefSeq and is a predicted model, not a curated record.